This is a messenger RNA of Malus domestica (apple), 3444 nucleotides long. RefSeq names its product probable LRR receptor-like serine/threonine-protein kinase At3g47570. Gene Ontology annotation, molecular function: protein binding; protein kinase activity; ATP binding. The record is from RefSeq and is a predicted model, not a curated record. NCBI's taxonomy places the organism in Eukaryota, Viridiplantae, Streptophyta, Magnoliopsida, Rosales, Rosaceae. Gene Ontology annotation, biological process: protein phosphorylation.
UUCUUCUAUGAAUUGUCUUCUCAUGCAACAAAUGGAACUCACCACUUUCACAACUCAACACCCAUCUCUCUCUUUCUUUCUGCUUCUCUCUCUAGUUAUAUAGUUAAGCAGCUCAGGAAUGGGGGUUUUGGUUGUGAAAUUGAUCUUAAUAUACUUGCUUUUCAGUGCAGUGUUCGUUUGCUGUUGGAGCUCCCUGCAAUCGGGACUCGGAGGGAAUGCGACGGAUAGGCUGGCGCUGCUUGCCAUCAAAGCUCAAAUAAAGCAAGAUCUCCAUAAUUACAAUGUGAUGAGCUCCUGGAACGAAUCCAUGCACUUUUGCAUGUGGCAUGGUGUGACGUGCAGUCGACGACAUCGCCAAAGGGUCACUACCCUGGACCUUCAAUCUCAAAAUCUGGUAGGGAAACUAUCCCCAAACAUUGGAAAUCUAAGUUUUCUAAGGGAGCUGUGGCUGCUAAACAACAGCUUCAGUGGGGAAAUUCCUCCACAAAUUGGGAAUUUGCGUAGAUUGCAAGUAUUGCGAUUAGGCGGUAACUCGUUUAGUGGCAGUAUUCCACGCAAUAUAUCAUAUUGCUUCAACCUUAUCCAUGUGGCUUUCACUCGCAACAUGUUGGUGGGUAAAAUUCCUUCAGAAAUUGGAUUGCUGUCGAAGCUGCAACAUUUUUCAUUAAAUUAUAAUAAUCUAACGGGACAGGUCCCUCCUUCCUUAGGGAACCUUUCGUCUCUCCAGAGACUAACUCUUUUUGGUAACAACUUGAUGGGAAACAUCCCCAGUUCUCUUGGCCAAUUGAAAAAAUUAACCUUCUUGGGAUUGGGCAUAAAUCAGUUGUCUGGUAGCAUUCCUUCCUCCAUUUAUAACCUCUCUUCUCUUGUUAUAUUUUCCAUACUAAUUAACCAAAUUGAAGGGAGCAUUCCAUCAGAUAUUGGCAAAAGUCUUCCUAAUCUCGAAAUCUUCAACUUCAACUCAAACCAACUCACUGGGUCCAUACCUCCCUCAAUAUUCAAUGUCACAAGUGUUUGGUUAUUGGCUGUUGGGAAUAACAACCUAAUCGGACGGGUACCGAAUCUCCAAAAGCUUCACAACCUCCUGCAUGUCAACAUUCAACAUAAUAAUAUUGGAAGCGGUAAAGAAGGUGACUUAAGUUUUCUCUCGGACUUGACCAAUGCCACCCAGUUACAAUCGUUGUGCAUUGACGAUAACAAUUUUGGAGGGACAUUGCCCAUGUCAAUAUCCAAUCUCUCAACCAAACUUGAAUUGUUUUGGGGUGGCAAUAACCAAAUAUAUGGAAGUAUCCCAUCUGGGAUAGGGAAUCUGGUGAGCUUGGAAGGGUUGUAUUUGGGGAAUAAUAGCUUCACAGGUAACAUCCCCUCUGACAUGGGUAAGCUUUCAAACCUUGGAAGAUUAGAAAUUUUCAUGAACAAAUUAUCAGGAAAUAUUCCGUCUUCCUUAAUAAAUUUAACCAAGUUAUACCAUCUUAGGUUGGAUAGAAAUCAUCUUGAGGGCAGCAUUCCUUCACGUCUGGGGGAAUGCCAUGGGUUGCAAUUGUUGAAUCUUUCUUAUAACCUUCUUAAUGGCACAAUACCCAAACAAGUUUUUAGACUCUCCUCCUUAUCAAUUUAUUUGGACUUGUCUAAUAACCUCUUCACAGGUUCCCUUCCCUCGGAGGUUGGGAAUUUACAAAGUCUAAGUGAAUUGGACGUUUCUGAUAACAUGUUAUCUGGAGAACUCCCCAGUAGCCUUGGUGGUUGUGAGAGUUUAGAAGUCCUGCAUUUGCAAGGAAACUUCUUCAAUGGAUCCAUUCCUUUGUCUAUGAGUUCAGUGAGAGGGAUUCAAGAUCUAGACCUUUCUCGCAAUAAUUUUUUAGAUGAAAUUCCGCAUUUUUUAGAAGGCUUUAGACUCCUGAAUAAUCUGAACUUAUCCUUCAAUCAAUUUUGGGGAGUGGUACCAACUGGAGGUGUUUUCAAAAAUGCGAGUGCUAUUUCAGUUGUUGGCAACGCUAAUCUGUGCAGCCUUGUUGCUAAUUUAAAGCUUCCCAAGUGCAAAUCUAAAGAGACCAAGAAACGAAGAUUGUCUCGUCACUUGAAACUAAUACUCCCUUUAGUAUUUGGACUUACUCUUCUAGGAAUAGCCAUUGUGUUCUCCUAUUUCUUUCUUUGUUCGUCAAGGAAGAAAAGGAAAGAAAUUUCAUUGAGCACUUUGGGGAACACUAUUUUGCAAGUGUCAUAUGCUACUCUACUCAAAGCUACUGACGGGUUCUCAGUGGCUAAUUUAAUUGGUGCUGGUAGUUUUGGGUCUGUGUACAAAGGAGUUCUUGAUGAGGAUGAUAAAGCUCAACUUGUUGCCGUGAAGGUGUUUAACUUGUUACGCCAUGGAGCUUCGAGGAGUUUCAUAGCCGAAUGUGAAGCUUUGAGAAAUAUUAGGCACCGAAAUCUCGUCAAGAUUAUAACCGUGUGUUCAAGUGUUGAUUUUCAUGGUAAUGAUUUCAAGGCUCUAGUUUAUGAGUACAUGGACAAUGGGAGCUUAGAGGAGUGGCUGCAUCCACCUAAUGGAACUGAAGAGUUAAGAGAUCAUGUACCCAAGAAGGUAAGUCUUCUACAGAGGCUAGAAAUUGCCAUUGGUGUUGCUUGUGCACUGGAUUAUCUUCAUAAUCAUUGUGAAACGCCUAUAGUUCAUUGUGAUCUCAAGCCAAGCAACGUUCUCUUGGACAACGAAUUGACUGGCCAUGUUUCUGACUUUGGAUUAGCAAGGUUUCUCUCACAAGUAAUGAGUAAUGUUUCAGCAAUUCAGAGUCAGACAAGUUCCGUUGGAAUAAGAGGAACGGUUGGUUAUGCAGCUCCAGAGUAUGGCAUUGGGAGUGAGGUGUCAACGAGUGGUGAUGUCUACAGCUUUGGCAUUCUCUUGUUGGAGAUGUUUACAGGGAAGAGACCCACUGACAACAUGUUUGGUGAUAGUUUGAACCUUCAUAAUUUUGUCAAGAUGUCUCUCCCCGGGCGAGUUACUGAGAUUGCAGACGCACCACUUCUUCAAGGAGGCACGAACGAGAAUCCCAAUCAACGCCGUGCGAGAAUUCAUAAAGUUGGGGUGUGCUUGAGUUCAAUAUUUACAAUUGGAAUUGCUUGUUCAGCUGAAGCCGCAACAGAUCGACCAAAGAAUAUCAAUGAUGCUGCAUGUGAACUUCAUUCCAUUAGGAAUAUUUUUCUUGGAUAGAAACUCUUUUUUAUGUGCUUUUGUGAUAGAGAAAUUUCGUGUACUACCUGUGAAGUCCAGCUUUUUUGUUACAACAAUAGGUGUGGAAGUUUGCAAUGUAAAUAAUGACCAAUGUGGUUCAUUGUGUGAAGAGUGUAUUACUACUUCUUGUACUUGGUAUUUAUGUGUAACAUUGAAGGGUGUAUUGCUACUUCUUGUACUUGGUAUUUAUGUGUAACAUUCAUAUAGAUUAAAGUCUA